CCCCAAACGUGUGGAAAAAAAAAACAAUUGGCAUUAAAAUAUUAACGAGAUAGGCGCUAUAUUGCAGAAAUAUUUUAAAGUAACUCAAAAUAUGGGCUACGACAACUACAAUGGCACCGAGGUGGCCGAAUCCGGCGGAGUCCAGGCGGCGGCCAUCUAUGCCGGCGGCAAUGGCAAUAUGGUCGCCGAUGAACAAUUUGCCGCCGCCGCGGCCGAGCUGCAGCCGUCGCUGAAUCGCGUCCUCAGCUCAAUUGAUUAUGAUUUGUGCUUUAAGCAUCCGCUGGAGCACACCUGGACGCUCUGGCAUUGGGAGAACGAUCGCAGCAAAUCCUGGUCCGAUAUGCUCAGCGAUGUGACCAGCUUCAACACGGUCGAGGAUUUCUUCAGUGUCUACUACUUUAUUAAGCCACCGUCUGAUCUUAAGGUAUUCAACGAUUACAUGGUUUUCAAGCAUGGCAUACGUCCAAUGUGGGAGGACGAUGUCAACAAGGACGGCGGCCGUUGGGUCAUGUUUUUGGACAAGGACUCCAAGGAGCUGGUAGACAAGCUCUGGCACGAUUUGCUGCUGUGCACAAUUGGCGAGUGCUUCGAGUAUUCGGAUCAAAUCUGUGGCGUGGUCAUCAAUGUGCGCAACAAGGCCAGCAAAAUAUCACUGUGGACCAAGGACUCGCACAAUCAGCCGGCAAUUUUGGCAAUUGGACGCAAGAUGAAGCAGCUGCUGCAGCUGCGCGAGGUGGAGCUGCAGUACCAGGUGCACAAGGAUGCCAUGGUGCAGGCCGGGCCCAAUGUGAACGCCAUUUACAAAUUGUAAAUUGACAAAAAAAAAAAAGAAGAACCAUAAAAUUAAUAAUCGAAAAAGAAGAAAAACAAGUGCAGAUCACAAACUGGUAGCGGCAACUGGUAGCGGCAACUGGUAGCGUCUACUUAGUUUAAGCACAUCGUAAAUGCUUAGUUCUUGACUUGAGCUGAAGCAUAGUACGAUCGUCCCCCGUCUCUCCCUCUCCUCUCAGUGCAUUAUACUUAGAUACUUUAUACACCACGAUACAUUUAUACACACAAUAUGGUGCUCCACUCUGUACUCACCAAUAAAGAAUAAAGCAUUGCAUGAA
Molecule: messenger RNA, 1109 nt
Organism: Drosophila montana
Lineage: Eukaryota; Metazoa; Arthropoda; Insecta; Diptera; Drosophilidae
Gene: eIF4E3
Product: eukaryotic translation initiation factor 4E3
Exons: 5
Coding region: 92-811 (239 amino acids)
Biological process (GO): translational initiation
Cellular component (GO): cytoplasm; eukaryotic translation initiation factor 4F complex
Molecular function (GO): translation initiation factor activity; RNA 7-methylguanosine cap binding
Source: RefSeq, a predicted model, not a curated record